Molecule: messenger RNA, 1006 nt
Organism: Spirodela intermedia
Lineage: Eukaryota; Viridiplantae; Streptophyta; Magnoliopsida; Alismatales; Araceae
Source: the annotation of a GenBank genome assembly
AUGACGACGGAGGUGGCGGAGCAGAAGCGGAGGAGCGAUGGGUUCCUCGGCUGUGAAGGAGGGGGAAGCUUCAGCAGCCUCGGCUGCAGUGCGGCCAGCGGCAAGAGACUAAAGUCUGGCGGCGGCGAAGGCGAUUCUGCCGCUCCGACUAAUGGCGGAGGCGGCUCCGCCUGCGUCAAGGUGCGUCUAGUAUGCCUCUCUCUCUCUCUCUCUCUCUCUCUCUUUCUCUCUCUCUCUAAUUGGGCCAGGAAGAAUGAAUUAUGCCAUAAGAAUCUUGUCGCGCGGGUCCUCACGUGAACGUGAGCGGCCGUUUUCCGGAAGAUUCUCAAGGACAAGCAUUUCGUUAAUGACUGGCACCCGGUCUUUGACCUGAACAGGAAGGAAAGGACAGGAUCGGGAAGCGGGUGGCCGCGUUGCAGCAGUUGGUCUCUCCCUUCGGCAAGGUCAGAGGAAGCUUCCUCCUCGUGUCUUCACUCUCCUCUAACUAGAGCCAUCCCCAUCGUAACACCCGUCUCGAUGCAGACGGACACCGCCUCUGUCCUUCAGGAGACAGCCGACUACAUCAACUUCCUCCAUGCACAACUUCAGGUCCCCCCCCCCUCUCUCUCUCUCUCUCUCUCUCUCUCUCUCUCUCUCUCUCUCUCAAUGACUCACUCUCUGUGACUGAGAGGCGGUCGUCCGGGUUCACAGGUGCUGAGCGGUCCGUACCUCCGGAGCACGGAGACGGAGGAGGUACAGCAGGUGAGGACGACGACGACGACGGUCCAGAUUUCUCUGUAGACGUUCGACUGUGGUUGGGGGGGAGGUCGGCGGCGCUAAAGAGAUUGGCAUUUUCGUUGACUCUUCUGCGCAGGAAUCCUACCGGCGGAGCCUGAGAGCCCGCGGCUUGUGCCUGGUGCCACUGCCCUGCGCGCUGAGGCUCGCCCGCAGCAACGGCGCCGACAUUUGGGCCCCCAAUAAGACGAACAGCAGGGGGAGCAAGGCUCCAACGGUUUGCGUUGACUAA